Cheilinus undulatus (humphead wrasse) is the source of this 2344-nucleotide messenger RNA. Its product is annotated as GTPase IMAP family member 4-like. Lineage: Eukaryota; Metazoa; Chordata; Actinopteri; Labriformes; Labridae. The transcript is spliced from 4 exons. Gene Ontology annotation, molecular function: GTP binding. Bases 77 to 1264 code for a protein of 395 amino acids. The record is from RefSeq and is a predicted model, not a curated record.
UCACCUCGGCUACAGCUACAGGAUCGACUCCACUGUCUUUGACCUGAACGUGGACGGCUUAGCUUACAACCCUAACAUGGCUGGCAGCUUCUACAACCUCAACAAGGCUCCUAACUACCUCUUGCUGUUGGUCCCCCUUUACAGCUUUUUGAUUUUGGAGAUUGGAGGUCAUGGCCAGACAGCGACACCAUUCUCUUUCACAGGAGCCAACGUAACCAUAACCAACAACGAGGAGCUGAGGAUAGUGAUGGUGGGGAAGACUGGAACUGGGAAGAGCGCCACCGGAAACACCAUCCUGGGUCGAGAGUGUUUCGAAUCAAAGUUCAGCGCCAAGUCGAUGACUGUGGAGAGUGUGAAAGGUAAAGGUACAGUAGAUGGUCAGAAGAUUGCUGUUAUCGACACCCCGGGCUUCUUUGACACCAGAUAUGAGCCGGAGAAAACAGAGAAAGACAUCGCUAAGUGCAUCGUGUACGCUUCUCCUGGACCCCAUGUGUUCCUGGUGAUCAUCAGACUGGGCAGAUACACUGCAGAGGAGAUGAACACAGUGCAGAGGAUUCAGGAGAUCUUCGGCCAGGCAGCAGACAGAUACAGCAUGGUCCUCUUCACUCACGGGGACCUGCUUGAAGGCACCACCAUCGAGGACUUCUUGGAUGAAAGUCCUGAGCUGCUGGAACUCGUGGCCAGAUGUAACGGGCAGUACCACGUCUUCAACAACAAGAACAAGGAUCGCUCUCAGGUGACUGAGCUGCUCCAGAAGAUCCGAAGUAUCGUCCAGAAGAACGGAGGGAGCCACUACACCAACGAGAUGUUCCAGGAGGCCGAGAGGGCUCUGGAGAGGGAGAAACAACGCAUCCUGAAGGAGGAAGAAGAACAAAUACGCAAAGAAAGAGAGGAGCUGGAGGGGAAAGUCAAGGCUCAGUAUGAGGAGCAGAUGAAGAAGAUGACGGAGCUACUCCAGGCUGAUAGAGAGAGGGAGAGGAAGGAGAGAGAGGAGGAGAGGAGGAGUGAGAGGGAGGAGAUGAAUGAGGAGAGAAAGAGAGAGAGAGAGGAGAGAGAGGCAGAGCGGAGGAGAGAGAGACAGGAGAGGGAAGAAGAGAGGAGACAAAUGAAGGAGAAGUAUGACAAUGAUCUGCAAGUGAAGAUGAGAGAACUAGAGAGCAGACAUGAGAUCAGGGCCAGAGAGGAAGCUGAAUCUAUGAACCCCUUUGCUAUUCUGAUCGGUGGGUUUGUACGCCUGUUUACUUGCUUGUUUGGUAUCUGUUAAACCUGGCAACCUUGUUAAAGUGGGAAUAAUCUAGUACUUUCUCAAGAUAAGAUGGUCAUUAUCGCUUGAUAAUGUAAAGAAAGAAAUUACCCAGUAUUAAUUAUCAAGUAAUUCCUCAUAAUGUUGAGGUAUUCUCUGGUAAUUAGGUGUUAUUUUACCCCAAACCAACCUAACCUUACCCUUGUAAUAUGGUGGUAAAUCUCUGGUAAUUAGGUGUUAUUUUACCAAGUAAUUUCUAAUGAAUUGAAAUAAGAUGGUAAGUUGCUAAUAAGGCCCGGGUAAUUUCUUUAUUUUGGCCCACUAAAUUAAGCUGAAUAAUUUUCAGCUAAGUUUUAGGGUUGGGGUCAGGGGUUACAUUCAUGUUUAGGAGGUAAAACUUAGUGAAAAUACCACCUAAUUACAAAAUAAUUACUUCUGAGACAUUAUUACGAGAAAAUGCCACUCCUCGUGGAGCACACAGUCGUGUUUCACACUGAAUAAUGACGUCAGUACAAAUCCUCUACUGUGUUUGUAGCUCCUUCUUUUUUGAAAUGAUAGGUAAGCCUGGCACCGCUAUGGAAGGGUGCCAAAAAGGUAGCAUGGUACGGGUCAGUUAUUUGGGACUCUUUACAACUUUUGAUAAUGAUAAAAAAAUGCCUGCCUCUCUGUCCCAAUCUGACCAGGACCUCUGGAGGUAGAUGCUUACCUGCAAAGACAGACAUAUUGUACCAUGUUACCUCUCCUGUGACACUGACCUUCUGUUGGAGUGUGUGUUUGUGUGUGUUGCUUCCUCCAGGCUGAUUCCUGCCACCUGUGCUGCUGCUGCAAGGUAAAGCUGACUGCUGAGCAGCUGCAGUCACCCAAUCAGCCAAUCAGAGGAUGGCAGCAGUCAGCCCAACUCCUGUAAAAACCUGGACUGCCAACAUUUGGAGUGCAGUUUUGUUUCAGCUCACCGCUGUGCCUCUUAUGUUCAUCUGUCUGUCUUCAUCAUGUGUGACAGGAAACAUUUAUGUUUGGUUAAUGUAGAUGUUUAUAACCUGGAUAGUUAAUUUGUUGCACAAUUUUACUUCUUUUGUAAUAAAUAACUUAAUUUCACCAACA